Molecule: messenger RNA, 2513 nt
Organism: Oppiella nova
Lineage: Eukaryota; Metazoa; Arthropoda; Arachnida; Sarcoptiformes; Oppiidae
Source: the annotation of a GenBank genome assembly
AAUAUGCACUACAAUGCAGUCAUAUUUAAUACAAUAUAUUAGGCGUUAUUUUGUCGACAUUUGAUUGUUUAGUGUCUAAUGUUUGUGUGUUUUUUGCCUUUUUUCAGACCCAGGAUUGCAGUGAUUUGAUUGUGAUUGUGGUGAUAAUCAACUGACAUUUGUGCUAUAAAUACAGUGCAUAAUUAUUGUGUAAUCUUCUCGUAUUGGUGGUGAUCAGUGGUGAUCGUGGGAUCAAUUGGUGGUAAAGAUGCCGAAAGCCGUGAAUGUAAGGGUGACCACAAUGGACGCGGAACUGGAGUUCGCGAUCCAACCCAACACUACUGGCAAACAACUGUUUGAUCAGGUGGUGAAGACGAUUGGUUUGCGUGAGAUCUGGUUCUUUGGUCUGCAAUACGUGGACAGCAAAGGAUACGCCACUUGGCUUAAGCUCAACAAAAAGGUUAUGAGUCAAGACGUGAAGAAAGAAAAUCCAUUGCAAUUCAAAUUCCGGUCGAAGUUCUUCCCCGAAGACGUGGCCGAAGAGCUGAUCCAAGACAUCACUCUUCGCCUGUUUUACCUGCAGGUGAAGAACGGGAUACUAAGCGAUGAGAUAUACUGUCCGCCCGAGACGUCGGUGCUGUUGUCGUCAUAUGCCGUUCAGGCGAAGUAUGGCGACUAUAACGCGGAAACACACAAAGAGGACGGCCUUCAGAACGACCGACUUCUGCCGCAACGAGUCUCAGAUCAGCACAAACUAGCAGUGGGAACUCUCCUAGUGGUUGACCACCCGGCUUGUGUUCCCUUACGGAGCGCUCCUGCGCUACUACCUCAUGGACUUCUAGCGUGUCCUGAACCUCUACAUACCGCACUUGAUGAAGCUCUAGGAACGGAUCUGUGGUUAGGAGUGGACGCACUCGGACUCAACAUCUAUGAGAAAGAGGACAAACUGACGCCCAAAAUAGGCUUUCCUUGGAGUGAGAUCCGGAACAUCUCUUUCAACGACAAACGGUUUGUCAUAAAACCGAUCGACAAGAAGGCGCCGGACUUUGUGUUCAUCGCUCCUCGACUUCGGAUCAAUAAACGCAUUCUCGCGCUAUGUAUGGGUAAUCACGAGCUAUAUAUGAGACGCCGAAAGCCGGACACCAUUGAAGUGCAACAAAUGAAAGCACAGGCGAGAGAAGAGAAGUUGGCUAAACAGCAGGAAAGGGAGAAACUGAUGAAAGAGAUCGUAGCGCGAGAACAGGCGGAGAAGAAACAACAGGAAUACGCGGAUCGACUGAAACAAAUGCAGGAAGAGAUGGAAAAGAGACAAAAGGAGUUGAUUGACGCCCAGGAGACCAUCCGACGACUGGAGGAGCAGUUAAGACAACUCCAAAUGGCGAAGGAGGAGAUGGAGAGGAAGCAGAACGAGUUGGAAGAGUUGAUGAAGAAGUUGGAGGAAUCGAAGCAAAUGGAAGCCGCGGAGAAGGAGAAGCUCGAGGAAGACAUUCGUCGCAAACAGGAAGAGGUUCAGCGAAUCCAAGAGGAGGUGCAGCAGAAGGACGAAGAGACGCGUCGUCUGCAGGAAGAGGUUGAAGAGGCGCGACGUAAACAGGAGGCGGCGGCCGCAGCACUGAUAGCAGCGUCGACGACACCACAACACCAUCACGUCUUGGAGAACGAUAUGAUGGAGAACGACGACGAACUCGUGAACGGAGAGACGAGCGUUCAAUUCAAUGGCGACGGCGAUGGCGACAGUGCUAUAGACGUCCCGCGACCUGAAGAGGAACGAGAGACCGAAGUUUCGAAGAAGAAGGACCUUCAGGAACAGCUGAAGCUCUUACAACAAGACUUAGCGCUGAAUAAAGACGACUCGAAAGUAACCAAAAACGAUGUCUUACAUCAAGAGAAUGUCCGACAGGGAAGAGACAAAUACAAGACAUUACGAGAGAUAAGGAAAGGCAAUACUAAGCGACGUGUGGAUCAGUUCGAGAACAUGUAAACACUGUUAAGAGACAGUAAUUUAAGUGAAAUUAUUUUAUACACAGAAAAGACACAAAACAUACAAAAAAUUGUUUUUUCAAGAAUUGAUAGUUUAGUGAAAGAAACAAAAGCAUAAGUCUAACUUAUCAUCAAAUGUUUGGUUUUGUUUUCUGAAACCAUUUCUCUAUAUCUCUAUAAUAUUAGAACAAAACACAAAAAUUAAUGUAUUUUUUCUAUUAAACAAAUAUUUUCUAACAAAACAUUUCUGUCAAUAAGACUUUGAAUCCAAAGGACUUUUGUUGGCAAACAGUUUUGAAUAUAAAUUCUUCGAUUCAUUCAUUCCUUCAAUUGAUUCAAAUAUAUUGUAAUUGUUAUCAAUACAUGUCUGAUUUGAUUAUAUUAUAUAUAUAUUUCUCAAACAAUACAUAAGAAUAUUUUUUUAAGAAUUAUUUUAUAGAAUAAUAUGUAUUGUCGUCACCGAAGGUAUCAUUCAAUUAGUAUUUAUAUGCUAUUUCUGUAUCGCUAUUAUAUUUACAAAAUUAAAGGCAUUUGUUUUUAUUAGAUAUAUUCCU